Molecule: messenger RNA, 1454 nt
Organism: Siniperca chuatsi (mandarin fish)
Lineage: Eukaryota; Metazoa; Chordata; Actinopteri; Centrarchiformes; Sinipercidae
Product: growth hormone secretagogue receptor type 1-like
Exons: 5
Coding region: 1-1431 (476 amino acids)
Biological process (GO): G protein-coupled receptor signaling pathway; hormone-mediated signaling pathway
Cellular component (GO): plasma membrane
Molecular function (GO): growth hormone secretagogue receptor activity
Source: RefSeq, a predicted model, not a curated record
AUGGAUCUUAUGGAGUUCGGAGACAUGGGCAGCGGCUGUGAAGAUGAGAACUUUGGCCUCGCAUCGGGCUUCCCGGACGACUGCUCGAACCAAGAGUGCCAGUUGGAGGAACCGAUGUUUGGACUGAUUGAGUUAGUGUGUGUGACUAUCAUUUACAUUCCACUGAUGCUCUUCGGCCUUCUGGGAAAUAUACUAACAAUUCUGGUGGUUUGGCUCCGACCUCACAUGAGAAGCUCUACCUACCUCUACCUGAGCAGCAUGGCUGUUAGUGAUCUGUUGAUACUCCUGCUGCUACCUUUGGAUCUGUAUAAGCUCUGGAGGCCCAGGCCCUGGCCCUUAGGAGACCUUGCCUGUAAGAUGACGAUGUUCCUCUCAGAGUGCUGCACCUUCUGCACCAUCCUCCAUAUCACCUUCCUCUCCCUGGAGAGGUACCUGGCGGUCUGCUGGCCAAUUACAGCCAAGACACUCGUGACACGGCGCAGAACCAGGGCUCUCAUUGGCUGCCUCUGGCUGGGUGCAGCCGUCAGUGCAGCACCGGUGUUGGUCAUGGUUGGAGUGGAGGAAGUUGGGGGAGAGGAGCUAGGGCUCAGCGGAUGGAGGGAGGAUGGAGGGUGGACGGGCAGGGAAGGAGAACAGGGAGGAUUUAUGAUAGGUGGAGGGGAAAGAGGAAGUGGACACAUGGCCCUGAUGGAUAGAGGAUUAGAGGGAAUAAAGUGGGACGAAAAAGAGAAAAAGGGAUGGGGUGAGAGAGUUGGGGAGUUAAAAUUGUUUGGAGAGAAAGAAGAGAGAAAACUGGAAAUAGGAGAAAGAGAUGAGAGGAAACAAGGAGAUGGAGGAAAAAUGAAAGUUGAAAAACAAGCAGAUGAGGGAGGAGGUGAAGAAGAAGGUGUUGAUGGAGGUGAGAUUGACAAGAGAGAGUGCCGCUGCACGCACUACGCCGUCUCCUCUGGCCUGUUGUCGGCCAUGAUGAUUCUCUCCAACUUGUACUUCCUGGUACCCCUCUGCAUCCUGGGACUGGUCUACAGCCUGAUUGGACGGACACUGUGGCUCCGUCCACAAAGCAGCCGUAGAGACCAGAGUCACCGGCACACUGUCAAAAUGCUGGGAGUGAUUGUCCUGGCGUUUGUCCUGUGCUGGCUACCCUUCCAUGUGGGUCGGACCAUUUUCUCUCUUUCUCUGGGCACCGGUUCGGACAGACAGGAAACAUACACGGACACAAACUCACACUUAGACAUUAACUCUCUCUCUGAUUAUUUCAAUCUGGUGUCCUCUGUCCUCUUCUACCUCAGUGCUGCUGUCAAUCCUUUACUGUACAACCUAAUGUCUGCCAGAUACAGACACGCUGUACACAGCCUCAUACACACACACCCUCACACACAGUCUCACCGCCUGCGCACAGUCACGGCACGGCACUCCACGACCACUUUGUAAGGGAAAAUACUGUACGCGCAUAA